Messenger RNA from Dothidotthia symphoricarpi CBS 119687, 2054 nucleotides. RefSeq names its product Amidophosphoribosyltransferase. NCBI's taxonomy places the organism in Eukaryota, Fungi, Ascomycota, Dothideomycetes, Pleosporales, Dothidotthiaceae. Gene Ontology annotation, cellular component: cytoplasm. The transcript is spliced from 5 exons. Gene Ontology annotation, molecular function: amidophosphoribosyltransferase activity. The coding region runs from base 197 to 1933 and encodes 578 amino acids. Gene Ontology annotation, biological process: purine nucleobase biosynthetic process; purine nucleotide biosynthetic process. The record is from RefSeq and is a predicted model, not a curated record.
GCAUUCCCAGAGUGAUCACGACACCAAACAAUACCGGAGCGACGACUGAUGGCCUGUAUCUCCUAGCCGUUACUGGCCGCACCCUCACACCCGCACCCCACCUUCACCGCGUCCCUUGAGCGCGUUGCUUGACUGCGUAGACACACUCAGUUUAGAUCCUGUUUGGCACCCUCUUUAACACUCACUACCUCCCAAGAUGUGUGGUAUCAUUGCCGUGAUUCAUGGGGAUCCGAAAUCGCAGUCGGCAGCCGUGGAGAUACACGAUGCCCUCUAUCUACUCCAGCACCGUGGGCAAGAUGCAGCGGGUAUCGUCAGCUGUAGCUCUGGCGGGCGCUUUCACCAGUGCAAGGGCAAUGGCAUGGCCUCAAAAGUCUUCCAGGAUGGCGCCCGCGUCUCCGAGCUGCCCGGCUUUAUGGGCCUUGGCCAUCUGAGGUACCCAACUGCUGGAAGUAGUGCAAACUCCGAGGCGCAGCCUUUCUAUGUCAACAGCCCGUAUGGCAUCUGCAUGACGCACAACGGGAACCUGAUCAACGCACCUGCGCUGCGACAGCGCCUCGAUCACGAAGCGCACAGGCACAUCAACACCGAGAGUGAUAGCGAGAUGAUGCUGAACAUCUUCGCGGAUGAGCUGAAUGAGACGGGAAAGGCGCGUAUCAACGCCGACGACUGCUUUGCAGCCCUGGAGCGCAUGUACAAGCUGUGCACAGGUGGUUGGGCAUGCACAGCCAUGCUUGCCGGGUUUGGUCUCAUCGGCUUCCGCGAUCCCUACGGUAUCCGCCCAAUGGUUCUGGGUAGUCGGACAUCUGAAUCUGGCCACAAGGACUACAUGAUGGCUUCUGAGAGCGUAGCCCUGGUGCAGUGCGGAUACAAGGACUUCCAGGACAUCCUCCCCGGGCAAGCCGUGAUCAUCGAAAAGGGCAAGGAACCCGUGUUCAAGCAGGUUGCUGAACAAGCCAACUACACUCCAGACAUCUUCGAGUAUGUCUACUUUGCGCGUCCUGAUUCCGUCAUUGACGGCAUAGACGUUGAUGAGAGUCGGCGCAACAUGGGAUUCACACUCGCGGACACCAUUAGGCGACAGCUUGGUCCCCUGGUGCUGAAAGAAAUCGAUGUCGUGAUGCCAAUUCCAGAGACUGCGAUUACUUCGGCAGUGUGCGUUGCAGAAUCACUAAACAAGCCGUAUGUCCAAGGCUUCGUCAAGAAUCGCUACAUUUUUCGCACAUUCAUCAUGCCAUCACAAAAACUUCGCCAAAAAGGCGUCCGAGCGAAACUAAAUGCCAUGGAGAAGAAAUUCAAAGGCAAGAACGUUCUGCUUGUCGACGACUCCAUCGUACGAGGGACCACAUCUCGAGAAAUUGUACUCAUGGCCCGCGAGGCUGGCGCUAAGAAGGUCUACUUCUCAUCCUGUGCUCCGCCUAUCACCAACGCACACAUCUACGGCAUCGAUCUAGCAUCGUCCUCCGAGCUCAUUGCGCAUCAUCGGGAUUCAACUGCCAUAGCCAAGCACAUUGGUGCAGACGAUGUCAUCUUCCAGACGCUCGAGGAUCUUGAGAGCGCCUGCGCAGCUCUCUCCCCUCGUGAUCCCAAGACUCAAAAGUUCGAAGUCGGCGUGUUCUGCGGAAAGUACGUGACGCCUGUGGACGAUGGCUACUUCGAGCAUCUUGAAAGGAUUCGAGGGGAAACUCGUAAGCACAAGGUCAUGGAGAAGGCGCGUGAAGCCGUCGUCCAUGGGGUGGCGGAUCAGACGCAGGAGGUCGACCAACACGGUAAUGUUGUUCCAUCAGGCCCGAACGGAAGUUCUGGACAACCCCUGACCCAAGAUGCUGGGAGUGGCCAGGCAACCAACUCCGACACAAGUGGCGACGGAGAAGAGCAAAAUCGACAUGCAAGUAGCCAGGACAUCAGCUUGCACAACCAGUACGAUUACAAUUGAGAUUUGCGUCUGUGGUUGUUGGCUGGGUAGAUAUGCACGGCCUGUUUUGCACGAAAGCGCAAGAUGCUGCACUAUGAAUCAUGAGUAUAUGGAAAUGACUUGACUGGGGCAUAACUUCUGG